Drosophila willistoni is the source of this 315-nucleotide messenger RNA. RefSeq lists its product as uncharacterized. The transcript is spliced from 2 exons. NCBI's taxonomy places the organism in Eukaryota, Metazoa, Arthropoda, Insecta, Diptera, Drosophilidae. The coding region runs from base 16 to 246 and encodes 76 amino acids. The record is from RefSeq and is a predicted model, not a curated record.
AACUGAUUAAUAAUUAUGUUUUUAAGAUCUUUCAUGAUUUGUCUAAUGGCUAUGUGGGCGAUCCUGCAGUGUGGAGCAGCCAAAGAAUAUCAAUUUAUACCCGCUCGCUGUGUGGAUCAUCCUGGUGUGGAGCAACAAAUCGGUGGUCCUUUGAGCCUGUGCAGUUUUCCGCCAAAAUAUCAAACAGCCGAUGCCGAGGAUAUACAGGCUGUAAUUAAGCAUAUUAAAAGCUUAAAUUUAAAUUGAUUGGGUUUGGAGAAUAUUACAUUUUAUUUUUGCAUAGUAAACGAGCAAAUAAAAUUAGCUAUAACAUUA